This is a messenger RNA of Ectocarpus siliculosus, 1874 nucleotides long. The record is from the annotation of a GenBank genome assembly. Lineage: Eukaryota; Phaeophyceae; Ectocarpales; Ectocarpaceae.
UUGGACUACCGACACCCUGCCGACCGGAAGCACGACCCCCAUCACACGGCGAGGGCCGCUGGCGACGGCAAGCAUUGCCUUGAAACAGGCUGCAUGAAGGCACCAAGCUACGGGUGGGAGGGCGCAGCCGUCAUGUGUGCUCUGCACAAGAGGCCGGCCAUGGUGUACCUCCGACACCCGUCUGACUCGUCUUCUUCUGGAAAGGGUUCUGCCGGUGUCAAGCCGACGGCCGAUAAGGGGCAUGUUCCCAAGGGGUUGGAGUACAUCCCAUCAGUCACCAUGGACAGCGAUCGUGUGGUGCACUCCGACAACCCCCAUUGCGCCUUCAAGGGCUGCACUAAGGCCCCCUCGUACGGUACGGAAGGCCAAGGAGGGGUGCACUGCUUUUCGCACAAGAGGCCCGGACAGGUUUUCUUGAAACGAGGUACUAAACCUGCUGGCACUGCUGGCACUGCUGCUGCUGCUACAACUGCUACAACUGUGCCAUCUGAGUCCAUGCGCAACAGGGUCACCACUGCAGCAGAAUAUGACGAUCUCAAGGAACAAGAAGAAGGCAGCCUUGUCGCGGUGGAGGCCGACCUGGCGGAAGUGCAGCGGUGUGUCGCGCUUUCACGCCGGCAGGGGGAAGACUCAACGGUAGGGGUCAAGUAUCUGCGAAACGUCCUCAACCACCCAGACGACGUCAAGUACCGCACCCUCAAGAUAUCCAACAAGAAAUUCUACACGGAGGUCUGGCUGAACAGCGGCAUGAGAGGACUUUUUCUGGCUCUCGGCUUCAGGAAGCGGAGCGGAGGAAUCGUCGGACUGGACCCCCUCGCUCCGAACACGCUCGAUUGCGUGGCAGUCGCUCUACAGGGGCUGGAAGCGGCUUAGGGCGCAAGCCUCGCCACAACAUGACGAUAAACACGACAACGACGACGACGACAACAGGAUCACUGCCUCCCCUGCAAGUGCUCCAACGGCGCUAUCACGGCCUGGACCCCCCCCAUCGAUCCCCAGGGUUGAUGGAUUCACCCCAUGGUCCUCAUUCUACAACAAAACUAUGAUGUGUUGACGUGUAUUUGUUUCCCUUUCGACCCAGCCAAUAGAAACAUGGUCCUGUUAUGUAAACCAACCCGAGACGAAUCGGUGUCAAACCAGUAUUUUCGCCAAAGUGGUACAUAAGCAUCCUUCUUUCGACCCUCCCCCGCCACUCCGCAAGGAAGGUUCACCUCAAUAGAUUGUUGGUGCGACAAUGCACUAUCCAUGCAAUCGUGGUUCAAACAGAAGCUCUGAGUGUGCAGAUUAGAUGGAAGAUUUCAAGCGUGUUCGCUCUGCCGCCGGCCCUGUGCGUAGCUCCCACGCCUGGCAGGCGGGUCGGACACAUUUGCGUGGCUGGCGUAGUGCCUUGAUUUGUCUUCGGAGAAUCGGUAGCUUCGGGCGGCGGAGCGAGGUCCGAAGCGACUGCAUCCAUUUCGAUUUUGCAAUGCCUGGAUUCAUAGAACACAAGUCGUGUACUUGCACGUUGGCGCGAGGGUGCCUAGAAAAAACAAAGAACGAGGUGAUAGUGACUUCAAAGACGAUGGCGCUCCUUGCCUUGGUGUUGUCUGCGAAGCACAAUGACCAGUAGACCACUAGUCAACGCUGACUGGUAGUCUAGUGGUCAUCGUGCUUCUUAACACGUUGGGUUGUGCGUCUGGCACCGUGGUUGUACGCGCAGUUCUAGGUGGCGGCAGGUACCCGGACCAGCCUCUGCCUGCACAGAGAUGCACAGAGAGAGAGAGCUGUUGUUGCCCGUACGUUUUGUGUUGCGGGCAUAUCCUGGUUCAAGGUGCACCUCUGAUUGGUUUGAACAAGGUGGAAAGUCAUCGUAUGAAGUAUUUGUAUUUCCCGUG